CACAACACCUGACGCGGCGCGCCCCCUGCUUCAAGCGAGCCGAGAGGAAGGAGCCAGCCAGCAGCCAUGGCUCCCUCCACCUCCACCACCCCGUCGCCGCUCUCCCGCAUCCUUCUCAGCCUCCCGAAGCCCAACACCGCCCAACCCUCCCGCUGCGCCAAAGCGCCGACCACGGACUCCGCCGCGGCCGCGGGCGCCAAGAAGAAAAACCUCGUCUUGAGCCGGCGCGAGGCCGCGGCCACGGCGCUCUCCACCGUCCUCUCCCGCGUCCUCCCCGCCGUAGCCGCUGAGACCGACGUCGCGUCGGCCGCCACAGGCGAGUGCGCUCUCGAGACGACCCCCUCCGGCCUCGCCUACUGCGACCGCGUUGUCGGCGCCGGCGCCGAGGCCGUCAAAGGGCAGCUCAUCAAGGCGCACUACCGGGGGAUGCUAGAGGACGGCACGGUGUUCGACAGCAGCUACGGCCGCGGGAGGCCGCUCACCAUCAUGGUCGGCGUCGGGGAGGUGAUCAAGGGAUGGGACCUCUGCAUCGCCGGCGGCGAAGGGAUCCCGCCCAUGCGAGUCGGUGGGAAGCGGAGCCUGAAGCUGCCGCCGGAGCUGGCGUACGGGGAGAAGGGGGCCGGCUGCAGGGGGUGGGAGCCCACGUCCUGCGUCAUCCCGCCCAACUCAACGCUCCUCUUCGACGUCGAGUACGUCGGCAGGGCAUCCUCAUGAGAUCUCCAUGGAU
Messenger RNA from Lolium rigidum, 727 nucleotides. Its product is annotated as peptidyl-prolyl cis-trans isomerase FKBP13, chloroplastic-like. Lineage: Eukaryota; Viridiplantae; Streptophyta; Magnoliopsida; Poales; Poaceae. The coding region runs from base 67 to 714 and encodes 215 amino acids. Gene Ontology annotation, cellular component: chloroplast. The transcript has 3 exons. Gene Ontology annotation, molecular function: peptidyl-prolyl cis-trans isomerase activity. The record is from RefSeq and is a predicted model, not a curated record.